Messenger RNA from Dibothriocephalus latus, 519 nucleotides. Lineage: Eukaryota; Metazoa; Platyhelminthes; Cestoda; Diphyllobothriidea; Diphyllobothriidae. The record is from the annotation of a GenBank genome assembly.
GUGGCGGAGGCUCUGUACUUUAAGAAGGAACGCGCUUACGUAAACGCCAUUAAACUGUAUGGUCCCGUUGAUUUCGUUACGGUGGACGGCGUAAAAAUUUCCAGGGCCCCAUCUGGUGUACACUGUAUCCCACCCAAUGACUGCUUCGAAGAGAUCACACAGGACAAAUAUAUCAUGAUUUCCGGCCGAGUGAAGGGUGACAAUGCGUACAUGACACUGUAUCCUGCCGAACCUAAAGGCAAGCCAGUUGCUCUUAUGUGGAGGACAGCUGACAAAAAAUCGGGCGAGAAGGACGCUGUGCUAUAUACCGGGCGUGUUGGAACAGAAGUGCGAAACAUGGUGGUCUGUAGGCCAGGCCGAUCUCAGUUAGUGAAAUAUACCGUACCGAUACACUACAUUGCAGAACACAAUCUCAGCCGUUCUUUGAACAUAAACGGUGGUGAUGAACUUCCACAAAAGGUAAUGAAUUUCGACUGCCACCUGCGUCCUUGUGGUGCCUUUCCAACCGUUUGUGAGUAA